UUCUUUUUCUCUAGUUUCUUUCUUUCAUCACUUUCUCUCCAUCAAAGCGCUAACGUGUCUUUCGUCUUUGGAGAGCAGCUCAAGCAAAUUCAGUUCAACUUGUUCUUCUCUAAUUGAUUGAUGCCCUAGAAAGUCACAUCAAUUUCUCUCCCUCCAACACCAACAAGAUCACACACAGAGAGAAUUCUGCAGCUACUGUGAAAGCUUAUUAUCGAUCUGAAGAAGGAGGAGAAGAAGAAGAAAGUGAUCUGUCUGAAUUUAUUUGAGAGAAAAGCAUUCGUUGAUGGACCCAAUUACAGCACAUCCUCAUUCUCUUCCUCCUCCAUUCCACACUAGGGAUCUUCAUCCACACCAUCAAUUUCACUCUCUCCAUCAAAACACAGAAGAUGAGCAAAGCGGAAGCAGCGGCGGCCUCAACCUCGCUCAGAAAAGGGAUCGAGAAGAAAACAGCAACAGCGAGGGGAAAGAGAUGGCGGCGGCGGCUGGCGCCGGCGAAGGUGAAAUCACCAGAAGACCUCGAGGAAGACCUGCCGGCUCCAAGAACAAACCCAAGCCGCCUAUUAUUAUCACGCGCGACAGCGCAAACGCGUUAAGAACCCACGUCAUGGAGGUGGCCGACGGCUGCGACAUCGUCGAGAGCGUCUCCAACUUCGCACGGCGGAGGCAGAGAGGGGUUUGCAUAAUGAGUGGGACUGGCACAGUAACGAACGUUACUCUGCGGCAGCCAGCUUCUCCCGGAGCCGUCGUCACUCUCCAUGGAAGGUUCGAGAUAUUGUCACUGGCCGGAUCAUUCUUACCCCCGCCGGCUCCUCCGGCCGCUUCAGGAUUAACCAUAUAUUUAGCAGGAGGACAAGGGCAAGUCGUCGGAGGAAGCGUGGUUGGGACACUAAUAGCUUCCGGUCCAGUGGUGAUCAUGGCGGCAUCGUUCAGUAACGCUGCGUAUGAAAGGCUUCCUUUGGAAGAAGAUGAUCCCUCCAUGCCGAUUCAAGGAGGCGGCGGCGGCGAAGGCGGAAUCGGGUCGCCAGGAGGUGGCGGUCAACAGCAAGCGGGACAGCUUUUAGGGGACGGAAACGCAACGGCUCCACUUUUCCAUGGUCUGCCUCCGAAUCUUCUGAAUUCUAUACAGAUGCCAUCAGAAGCGUUCUGGGCUACAGGUCGCCCUCCAUACUGAUGAAUGACGAUGAUGUUGAAGAUGAUGACACCAUUUCUCAAACUUGGUUUGGGACAUUAUCGAAACGUCCAAGGUACGAGACCAAGCCGAGAUAUAAUAUUGCUUGCUUUUGUUUAGCUUUUGUGUGCGAGUUUGAUGGCGAUGAUGAUGAUGAUUAGAUAGUAUGUUUAAUCAAUUCCUACCUCCAUCAAUAUUGAGACUGUAAAUUGUGAUUGUGAUAUGAUUAUGAUAUAUCCUUCUGGGUGAGUUUGAUUUCGUGAGAGUUGAGAAUAACAAGUACAUUUCGAUUUCCACAUGAAGAAGGUGGAAAUUGAAACUUAGCUUCUUGUUGUAGUAGUGGUAGUAUUAUUACUAGGAGUAGUUAUCGGAAACAGAAGAAGAACAAGGACGAAGAGAAUAAGGUUACUAUAAUUCUCGCCUAAGUAGUAGUGUUGUGCGUUGAUUUGUAAGACUUUCUCGAUCAGUUGUUGAUUAUUAAUUCAUUGAAUGCAACUUCUCUCUCUAUUGUU
This is a messenger RNA of Neltuma alba, 1680 nucleotides long. Its product is annotated as AT-hook motif nuclear-localized protein 24-like. Gene Ontology annotation, biological process: vegetative to reproductive phase transition of meristem. NCBI's taxonomy places the organism in Eukaryota, Viridiplantae, Streptophyta, Magnoliopsida, Fabales, Fabaceae. Gene Ontology annotation, cellular component: nucleus. The transcript has 2 exons. Gene Ontology annotation, molecular function: DNA-binding transcription factor activity; minor groove of adenine-thymine-rich DNA binding. Bases 284 to 1171 code for a protein of 295 amino acids. The record is from RefSeq and is a predicted model, not a curated record.